AUGUCGCUAGAUUUGCGCGCCAGACUUGAGCAUACAGUGUUGCUUGUGUGUGCUACGCUACUCGUCCAGGCUGCUACAAAUCCCCAAGGGCCGCCUCCCAAUAUUGGACCUCCGCCCAACGCUGUACCACCUGCUAACUAUGGGCCUCCCCCACCCAACUACGGACCCCCACCACCUAAUUAUGGACCUCCGCCACCCAAUUAUGCCCCACCUCCCCCAAAUUAUGGCCCACCUCCCCCAAAUUAUGCCCCACCUCCCCCAAAUUAUGGCCCACCUCCACCAAAUUAUGGCCCACCUCCACCAAAUUAUGGCCCACCUCCACCAAAUUAUGGCCCACCUCCACCAAAUUAUGGCCCACCUCCACCAAAUUAUGGUCCACCCCCGAACACAAAUUCCAACUUUGGUUUUGGAAGUUUUCCGUUACCCCCGCCUCAACCCGUACCCGUGGGACCCCCACCACAAGCAGCCAGUACUGCUGACCUGAGUCAACCGAUGCCGAUACAAGCCCGGGAUGCAGCGUCUGGUUUGAGCCCACCCCAGGGUACCAUAGAGCAGGAAUUUGAAGCCAAUGGGGCAUCGGCUCCAGCAGAUCCAUAUUAUGGCCCCCCUGAUAGGCCUUUGCUGGACGCCUAUUAUGACCGGAAUCCGAGCAGUGGCCGACCUAACGACAUCUUCGGAGGCAUGUUUGGAGGAACUGUUGGUGGCAAUCUGGCUGGAGCUUACAUCAUGAAAGAAUAUAUAUUCUAA
This is a messenger RNA of Candidula unifasciata, 747 nucleotides long. The record is from the annotation of a GenBank genome assembly. NCBI's taxonomy places the organism in Eukaryota, Metazoa, Mollusca, Gastropoda, Stylommatophora, Geomitridae.